AUUUGGCGGGAAUACGACACAGAUGGCAGUGGAUUUAUUGAAGCGGACGAGUUAAAGAAUUUUCUGAAAGACUUGUUGAAAGAGGCCAAAAAAGAAGGAUACAACCCAAUAGAUGAAGACAAACUGAUAGAGUAUACAGACACUCUGCUUCAGAUCUUCGACACGAACAAAGAUGGAAAACUACAACUGAGUGAAAUGGCCAAACUGCUUCCAGUCAAAGAAAACUUCCUCUGUCGAUCAGUUUUCAAAGGUUGCAGUAAGUUGACCAGGGAAGACAUCGAAAGAGUGUUUGCUCUUUACGACAGGGACAGAAAUGGUACAAUUGAAAACGAAGAAUUAAAGGGGUUUUUGAAGGACCUUCUAGAGCUCGUGAAAAAGGACUAUGACGCUCAAGAUCUCGGGGAAUUCCAGGAUGCCAUCUUACGAGGAUGUGACUUUAACAGAGACGGGAAGAUCAACAAGAAGGAGCUGACUAUGAUCCUUAUGACGCUGGCCAAACACCCACCAGAUGAUGAAGAGUCUAAGUAAUCCAAUGAUGUUCUCGAAAAAGAAGCCACGUGGCCAUCAUAUAGCAUUUUGCGCCAUGGUUGGCUUUAUGGGGUCAAAUGACCUCUGACAUUAUAUCUGCGCGCUAAUCUUGAUUAUUUUUGCUCAACUAUAUACAUAGCACAGAGCUUUAUAUGAAUUUCGCUAUUUUUGGCCUUAUUAUUAAGAUUUCUAGGCAGCCGAUUGAAAAUAGUUUCGUAAAGUUGUGUACACGUGAAAACACCUGUAAUCAUGACAAUAACCCUAAAUAUUUUCUGCAGUUUUCCUUAAGUCGCUUUACACUGCUUUAGUUAUAAGUCUAAAUUAUAACUGAUACGGGAUAGCGGAGUUUUAUGAGGUGGUCAACAGUACAGUUAGUAUUAUGAGGUGGUCAACAGUACAGUUAGUAAAAUGUCUGUGUAACUGUAUAGUGUAGCGAUCAUCACCCCCCCCCCCCCCCGCCGCUACUACAGGAAACGAGACCAUUCAACGAUUCGUGAUGAAAAAUAUAAUAAAUUCAUUUAAGUUUAUAGAUAAACCACUCUCCCAGUACCAGGCUAUUUUAAGAUACCCAGUAAAACACGCGUCUUUUAAUAUUUCAUUAUUUAUCAAAAACUUGAGACUGGCGAACGGUGUGGAGGGAUGAAAAAUUUUCCAAACUCACAGCGCUAAAGAGGGAGAUAAAUAUGAUCGAAACUAGAAUUUACGACCUAACACUACUAAAGACCCAAACGUUCCAGUAACAACACUUGUUUUUACAUUGUCUCUUCCCAUCAAAUAAAUCUGUUAUAACAUAUAGUAAUCUGUACGCGCUGAAGGAUACGUACGCCAUUUUAAGAAACACCGGUGUGAGAUGGAGAUAAACUAGUUUAAACGUGCGUUCAUGAUUGUAGGCUUCACUUGUACAUCACCGGAUAAGGUUGCUUACGAGCUACAAACAGCAGGUUGUCUUUGAAUUUUGUUUAUAUAGCAUAGAUAACAAAGCUGUCGUGUUUCUCUAAACCUUCCUCGUAUUCUAAGAUUGACAUCAUGGGCCCCGAAGAAUGUAUAUGGUAUUUAUCGUUGCCCAUUUUCUUCGACGUUUAGUAUUACAGCUUUAGUAAAAGGCUUAUUUUAAAGUUGUCGUCGUUUUGUGAAAAGUUUGAUAAAAGACUGAAAUAAUAACUUGUUUUUUGUUGUUUUUUUUGUCGUUUGAAGUGUGUUUUACUAUGCGUAGUGGUUACUGUUUGCGUGGUUCUUUGUUAGCGUGAAACAGUAUAUUGUACGUAAUUUAAGUACAUAAAUGUUUACUAGUUAUAAUUAAGACGGUAGCUUCUUGUUUCUAAAUUUAUUCAUCACUAACGUAAAGGAUUUUCGUUAGUUCGUGAUGUAUAUCGAUACGAUAACCUCAAGAGAUGUGCAUUUCGUCCGAGAUAAAUUUAAACAAAAUAUUUAAAGCGUCACUCAAAUGUUAUAAAAUUCAGCAACAAACCAUACAAAACAAGAUUCAUAAACUCCGGUUUCGUUUCGGCUCGCAGUACCAAAUUUUCACAUGAUAUAGGCUAGCUGUAAAAUUAAUUGUGACCCUUUUGUUGUUGUUGUUGUUGUGAAAUUUUUAGGGUUUGUUCAUUUGUAAAUAAUAAUAAAUUACAAUCAAUAAAAAUUGUAAGUGCAAUGUUAAGCCGAUUAAAAUAUUAAGUAAUGUCUAAA
Limulus polyphemus (Atlantic horseshoe crab) is the source of this 2214-nucleotide messenger RNA. RefSeq names its product calbindin-32-like. Lineage: Eukaryota; Metazoa; Arthropoda; Merostomata; Xiphosura; Limulidae. Gene Ontology annotation, cellular component: dendrite; nucleus; synapse. The annotation marks the transcript as partial. The record is from RefSeq and is a predicted model, not a curated record. Gene Ontology annotation, molecular function: calcium ion binding. Gene Ontology annotation, biological process: regulation of presynaptic cytosolic calcium ion concentration; regulation of long-term synaptic potentiation. The transcript has 7 exons.